AUGUACGAAAGAUUCUUAAAACCAUUAAUUAAACAGAUUAGAAAAUCGAAAUCGUUCAAAACGUCAUCUCCCGAAACCAUCAACGUCCCUCUAACUCCUGAAAUCGCACUUUCAUUUCACAAUGACACCCAGCCUAAUUUAUCACCGAUCCAAUUGAUGCCAGUUGAAAUCUUGGUUAUGAUUUGUUAUUAUUCAACACCACAAGAUUUAUAUUCCCUUUGUUCAGUAUGUAAAUAUUUUAGGACGAUAUUAUGGUCGAAAUCACCAAAGACACAAGUCAUCUGGGAACGGAUUAGGAUCUUGAAUCAAAGGGAUUGUCAUCAUUAUUUAUCCCCACCAAAGAACAUGACAGAGCAAGAAUAUAUUUGGAGAACCACAAUGGCAAAUAAAUACCAUUGUCAAUUUUGUCUUUUACCCAUUAAUAUGAUUUAUUAUGACCUUUAUACUACAAAUAUAAUUUGCUGUGAAGAAUGUAUUCAUAGUCGGAAAUAUGGUAUAAUUAAACAUAAGUAUGAUAAAUAUAAAAGGUUACCAAAGAAAUUUGAGGAAUCUAUCAUACCGACGAGGCAUUUUAACUUGAAUCCAAAUUAUUAUAAAUUAUAUUGGUUAAAAGAUAUCGAAAAUUUUAAGGCAAAGUAUUACUCUUUAAAGAAGAAGGAGAGAAAGGGAUGGUUACAAGAGAGGAGAAGGGAGGUCAAAUUGUAUUUAAAAAACAUUGACAAGUACAUUAAACAGGAUGAGUUACGUUUAAGAAGUUCUCAUUGUCAUUGA
Molecule: messenger RNA, 771 nt
Organism: Funneliformis mosseae
Lineage: Eukaryota; Fungi; Glomeromycota; Glomeromycetes; Glomerales; Glomeraceae
Source: the annotation of a GenBank genome assembly